Pyrgilauda ruficollis (rufous-necked snowfinch) is the source of this 672-nucleotide messenger RNA. Its product is annotated as fibronectin type III domain-containing protein 9-like. Gene Ontology annotation, molecular function: protein binding. Lineage: Eukaryota; Metazoa; Chordata; Aves; Passeriformes; Passeridae. The transcript has a single exon. The coding region runs from base 1 to 672 and encodes 223 amino acids. The record is from RefSeq and is a predicted model, not a curated record.
AUGGGAAUAACCAUUCAAAACAUCACAGGAAACACAGCAAUGGUAAUUUGGCCAAAAAUGGCCAGUUGUGUCGACAGCUUUUACAGCAUCAUGUACCACCCUAACUGGAACAGCAUGCUGUCCAGCUACUCCAGAAAGAGCUUUCAGAGGGAAGAGAGGGUGCCCACCACUCGCUCCUCCUUUGUUGUUGAAAACCUGACCCCCCUCACAACAUACAUCAUGUGUGUGACCUGCCAGUCCGCAAAUCCCUCCAGCGACCAGUGCAGAGUGUUCAACACACUGGAACGAGACCCAGCAUCGGCGAGCAACACCAAGAAAGAGCUGGCACUGGGCAUCUGGCUCACCAGCAGCGUGCUGCUGCUCAUCAUCGCCGCAGUCCUGCUCUACGGCUGCCUGCACCUGCUGUGCCGCAGGAGACACGAGCGCUUGCAAGAGCGCAACAGGACCUCCAAACAAGAGCGUGAGGAGCCAUGGACCAAAAGCGUGGCACACACCUCAGAGGAGUUCAGCAGGCAGAGCCAGCAGACACAGGACACUGAGGAAAAGCAUUCACACAGCAUCCAGCUGGCCACAAUCAUAGAGAAUCCCUCAGUGUGCAACGAGCCCAUCAUGCCAUCUUCUAAAAGUCAGGAGCGAGUCCCAGUAACAGGACAGUGCUCUGCUAUAAAUUAG